This is a messenger RNA of Cyprinodon tularosa, 2211 nucleotides long. Its product is annotated as zinc finger protein OZF-like. NCBI's taxonomy places the organism in Eukaryota, Metazoa, Chordata, Actinopteri, Cyprinodontiformes, Cyprinodontidae. Gene Ontology annotation, molecular function: DNA-binding transcription factor activity, RNA polymerase II-specific; RNA polymerase II cis-regulatory region sequence-specific DNA binding. Gene Ontology annotation, cellular component: nucleus. The record is from RefSeq and is a predicted model, not a curated record. Gene Ontology annotation, biological process: regulation of transcription by RNA polymerase II. The transcript is spliced from 2 exons. Bases 232 to 1731 code for a protein of 499 amino acids.
CCAAUCCGCCAUUAAACACAAAGAAGAUUGUGGAGAAGAAGAUGAUGGAGGAGCCUUGUCCUUCGUUUUUUCGUGGGUUUCUGACACCAGAGCAGCGGUUCGGCUUAAUGAAGCUUUUGGAUAGAAACAGCAGCAGUAGGGAAGCUCUGGAAAGACGAGUUACGGUUAGAAGCUGAGCUGGAUCUGCUCGGUAACUGUUGGAAAAGUUCGGAGGGAGAAAAGCUACCAGAGAUGUGGAGACAGCAGGACAAACAGCGACCUGAGGCUGCAGAGGAGCAGGACGCGGAUUAUAACCCGUUAGACCGGCUGCACAGAUUGGUGUUCCCUGAAGAUCUUCAUCAAAGGGUGCUGGUUAAAGAAGAAGCUCCAGAAACGUGCAGUUCUGAUGAGGAGCAGCUGGAUCCACAGCCCGUCCACAUAAAGGAGGAACAGGAGGAACUGUGGAUCGAUCCAGAGGGCGAGCACGUUGACGAGAGUGACGACACUGAUACCAGCAGUUUUCCAGUCAUUAAAGUCAUAGUAAAAAGUGAGGAUGAGGAAGAGGACGGAGAUCUCCCAAGCAGCAGCUCAGUUGAGCACAAGAAACCAGAGACCGAUAACGAAGAACGUGAAGCCAGCAAGCACCCAAACACUCUGGUUCGCGUUCUCAACUCCACAGAAGCUGAGAUGAGUGAUGAAGAAAAGGAUGGUGCAAAGAACCCUGACUUUAAGGUGUCAGACCGUGGUCCUGAAAACUCAGACAUAAGGACCAAGUGGAAGGAGAGCGGUACUCCUGAGUCAGCCGGAAGCACCGUCAGCCGAAAGUGUUUCAUCUGUGACGACUGCGGUAAAACCUUUAAGAAGAAACAUUAUCUAAACGAACACAUCAGGAGCCACACAGGAGAGAGACCAUUCGGUUGUGAUGUUUGUGGACAGAGGUUUAGUCUGAAGAAAUGCUGGAACGUCCAUGUGAGGAACCACUCCGGAGAGAAACCGUUUUGUUGCGAUGUUUGUGGUCAGAGGUUCAGUCUGAAGAGAACCUUGAGCGAUCAUCUGAGAAUCCACACAGGGGAGAAACCCUUUGGUUGUGACGUUUGUGGCCAGAGCUUUAGUCUGAAAAAGACCCUAAAUGAUCACCUGAGAAUCCACACGGGACUGAAGCCGUUUAGCUGUGACGUCUGUGGGCAAACCUUCAGCCUUAAGACCACUUUAAACAGACACAUCCAGAUCCACACAGGACAGAAAGCAUUCCGCUGCGACCUCUGUGGACAAAGGUUCAGACAAAAGUCCACUUUAAACCGACACAUGACAAUCCACACAGGACAGGAGACCUAUCCCUGUGAAGUUUGCGACCAGAAAUUUGAGCGAAAGACGCAUCUAAACAUUCAUAUGAGAGUCCACGCAGGUCAGCAGCCGUUCUGCUGUGACGUCUGUGGACAAAGGUUUGACCGAAAGUCCAAUUUAAAAAUACACCUGAGAAUCCACACAGGUCAGAAACCGUAUUGUUGUGGUUUCUGUGGACAAAGAUUUGGCAGGAAGUCCAAUUUAAACAGACACAUGAGAAUCCAUACAGGAGAGAAAUCUUUCAGUUGUGAGUUUUGUGAACAGAGGUUCAGCCUAAAGACGAGUUUGAAUGAUCACCUGCGAAUCCACACGGGAGAGAAACCAUUUUUUUGCGAUGUUUGUGGUCAAAGGUUUCGCCAAAAGUCAACUUUGAAUAUUCAUAUGAAAAUCCACACAAGACAAAAGUAGUUUCCUGUCUUUGAGCCAACUAAUUUAGACUGAUUUGAUCCAGGCAGUGAAAUAGCAACCACUGUUUCUGGAAUGCCGCAGUACAUCUGGACAUGGAAAAGGCAGACACAAUUCUGUAAAGUCCCUCUAUGUGUGGAUGUUUCCUACACAACGCAAUGUCCAGAUACUGACCUAGCGGUUUGAUGUUUUUGUAACAUUCCUCUGUAUCAGAAAACAGAUAUAGCAGACAGAUGUUUUUAUAACAUUGUUCUAUAUCCAGAAAUGGACGUAACAGCCAGAAGUUUCUAUAACGUCAACCUAUGUCCGGACAUGGAUGCUGAAGCUGGACGUUUCUGUAACUUCACUCUACGUUCAGACAGUGAUGUACCAGCCGUUGUGGAUCUAACAUCGCUCUACAUUCAGAUACGGACGUAGCAACUGAUGUUUCUAUAAUGUUGCUCUAGGUCAAGACACGGACAUGGCAGCCGAUGUUUCUGUAAA